This is a messenger RNA of Propithecus coquereli (Coquerel's sifaka), 930 nucleotides long. Its product is annotated as olfactory receptor 4P4-like. The record is from RefSeq and is a predicted model, not a curated record. The transcript has a single exon. Gene Ontology annotation, molecular function: G protein-coupled receptor activity; olfactory receptor activity. Gene Ontology annotation, cellular component: membrane. Gene Ontology annotation, biological process: G protein-coupled receptor signaling pathway. Bases 1 to 930 code for a protein of 309 amino acids. Lineage: Eukaryota; Metazoa; Chordata; Mammalia; Primates; Indriidae.
AUGGAAAAUCAGAACAAUGUCACGGAGUUUGUUUUCAAGGGUCUAUGGGGAAAUAAGCAAAUAGAGCUACUGUUCUUUUUCUUGUUCCUGCUUAGUUACCUGGCUGUCUUAAUGGGGAACUUCAUCAUUUUACUCACGAUCACCCGCAGCCAUCUAAUCGAACAACCCAUGUACUACUUUCUCUGUCACCUUUCCUUCAUGGACCUCUGCUAUACCUCCACCGUGGUUCCCCGCCUAAUCAGGGACUUAGCUACAGCAAAAAAACACAUUUCCUAUAACAACUGUAUGACCCAGCUCUUCACUGCCCACUUGCUGGCAGGUGUGGAAAUAUUCAUCUUGGUGUCCAUGGCUUUUGACCGCUACGUUGCCAUUGUCAAGCCCCUGCAUUACAUGGUCAUCAUGAACCGGAAGAGAUGCAACAUGUUGAUUGUUGUGGCCUGGGGCGUGGGUUUUUGGCAUUCUGUGGCUCUACUAAUCAUGGUACUCAAUUUGCCCUUCUGUGGUCCUAAUCAGAUAAAUCACUACAUAUGUGAUGUGAAGCCUCUUUUGAAACUGGUCUGCAAAGAUAUCCACGUUGUUAGUAUCUUAGUGAUUGCUAACUCAGGGAUGGUGGUAGUUGUAAUUUUUCUUGUCCUAGUAGCUUCCUACAUUCUCAUUUUGUAUCAUCUUAGGACAAGGUCCUCUGCAGGGAGACGUAAAGCUCUUUCAACCUGUAGCUCUCAUGUCAUGGUUGUAGUUUUGUUUUUUGUGCCCUGUAUCUACACCUAUGUACUGCCUGCAGGUAGUGAGAACAAGGAUAAGGAAAUCUCUGUGUUUUACACUGUGAUUGCCCCCAUGUUGAAUCCUCUCAUCUAUACCUUGAGAAAUGUGGAGAUCAAAGUUGCCAUGCGAAAGGUGUGGUCUCUAAUGUCACAUUCAGUGUUAAAAUAA